GUCUGAAAAGUCCUCGGGCUUAUCGGGAUCGGGCCGAACAAGUUUCCUCCAAACAAUCACCAUCACCAUCAGUGACACUGACAGUGACCAUCUCCUCGUUGUCGACACGCCGAUGUUUCUCAGAACCGUCGUCUGAAGAUCCGGGAAAUACUGAGAUCUUUCAGUCUACACCCUUAAAUGGCGCCAUUGUUUGAAACAAUCAAGUCGUUCCACGAUGUUCAAAUUUCUUCAGAAGGUAUAGAAACUGUUGGAUUUUUGGAGGCAACAGAAGGACUAGUGGCAAUGUUUGAUCUUUUUGGGUCAAAAAUCUUUGGCUUUGUUCAAUCUGACAUCAGAAGUAACAUUGGUGGUGUCCGAACGCGUUAUCAAACACAUAAAGACUCCUCCCAGACUCUGGAAGAGCUUGUGAAAUUUGAAGUCGUCAAUGGAGAUCAUCACAAACAUGGGACAGCAUGCGUAGUUCGUCUAAUACGCGGUCUCGCUUUGAUACAGCACGCUCUUCAACGCAUGCAAGACCAUCCGGAUGAUGAGCUUCAUGUGUGUUUCAAGAGUGCCUACGACGUUGUGCUUCGACACCAUCAUGCAUGGGUUGUUCGUGGCGUUGUUACUGUUGCCAUUCGCGCUGUUCCACAUCGGCGUGACUUUUACCAAGUCAUAUCUUGUGGGGAAGCUCCGGAAAAGUUCGAUCCAGAGUUGGGGAAAUGGUUGCAGGCCCUAGAGGUUAUCGUGAAGAGGAUGAAGGACUUUUUGGAGAGUGGCGGAUAUGGGAAUGUCUAGUUGCGUUGAUCAGUGUUUGAUGUGCCGUGGAGCUGUGAAACUUUAGGAAUGGAAUCCUUGGCGACAUGUAUCAGCAAGGCCUCUGGCGUAAAUGGACGCUAGCUGAGUGCCAUAAAACAGAAAUGGCGCAGAUAUAAAGUUAGGCGCCCAUUGAUUCUCAAGUAGCGCUGGUCCUUUUGUCUUUUGCUUUAUUGUGAUUUCUGCGCAAUCUUAUUGUCUUUUAUUCCUUUGUCUCGCGUGGUUCUUAAAUCUCGAGGACGU
This is a messenger RNA of Lentinula edodes (shiitake mushroom), 1038 nucleotides long. RefSeq names its product glycolipid transfer protein domain-containing protein. NCBI's taxonomy places the organism in Eukaryota, Fungi, Basidiomycota, Agaricomycetes, Agaricales, Omphalotaceae. The record is from RefSeq and is a predicted model, not a curated record. Bases 178 to 777 code for a protein of 199 amino acids. The transcript is spliced from 6 exons. Gene Ontology annotation, cellular component: cytosol; membrane; cytoplasm. Gene Ontology annotation, biological process: ceramide transport; intermembrane lipid transfer. Gene Ontology annotation, molecular function: ceramide 1-phosphate transfer activity; ceramide 1-phosphate binding.